Messenger RNA from Sphenostylis stenocarpa, 288 nucleotides. Lineage: Eukaryota; Viridiplantae; Streptophyta; Magnoliopsida; Fabales; Fabaceae. The record is from the annotation of a GenBank genome assembly.
AUGGAAAGUAAAGAUGCGAAAGAUCCAUUCAAAGGGGUGGAUUGGAAAUCUGUUGGUGGUGACAUGCAGCAAAAUCCGAGUGCUCAACCAACUUUGAAGAAACGAUUACCCAAGAGAGUUAGGCAAAUUCCUGAUUACUAUUUUCUUCCUCGAUGGCCACUUCCCAAAGCCAUUUUAUUUUGCAGUGCAUGCAUUGGUGGUGGUGUAGCUGCUGGAAUGGUUGUUGAGUCCUGGAUUGAAAACAAAGUUAAAGAAGAUGGAGGGGUUAUUUGGGAAUUUGACAAAUAA